Messenger RNA from Theobroma cacao (cacao), 2874 nucleotides. RefSeq lists its product as uncharacterized. Lineage: Eukaryota; Viridiplantae; Streptophyta; Magnoliopsida; Malvales; Malvaceae. The record is from RefSeq and is a predicted model, not a curated record.
AAUAUACUACUCAAACCUCCAUUCAACCCACACAAAUUGUGCUCAAUGCAUGCCAAGUCUCAAGAGUGAGCCAGUUCCAUUAGAAAAAGUGGAAAGAAAAUGGCUUGACUUGGCUCGCUCCCUAUGUUGUGCUUAAAGAGUGAAGUGAGAAGGAAAAGAGUGUAGAGGGAAAAUAUGGUCCACAUCUCUCUAACCAUCCCUUUUGGUGUGAAAAAGCUUUGGGACAAAUGGAACAUACGAGGGUCUAUUUUGUUCAGUCUCUGGUUGCAGGUCGUGCUGAUUUUUGUGGCGCCAAUCAGAAAAUCCGCAAGGAAAACAUGGGUGAUCUUGCUCAUCUGGUUUGCUUACUUGUUGGCUGACGCAGCUGCCAAUUUUGCUGUUGGUCUCAUCUCCAACAGCCAACGCAACCAAUCCAACAAUCGUAAUCAGCCCAAUCCAACGGAGAGCACUGAUCUGCUAGCAUUCUGGGCGCCCUUUCUUUUACUACACCUUGGCGGCCCUGAUACCAUUACUGCUUUUGCUCUUGAAGAUAAUCAACUGUGGCUGAGGCACUUGCUUAGCCUCGGGUUUCAGGCCGGAGCUGUUCUUUACGUCUUCGUCCAAUCGCUUCCCAACGAAAAUCUAUGGAUCCCCACAGCGCUCAUGUUUGUCGCUGGAAUCAUCAAGUACGUCGAGCGGACACGAGCUUUGUUCCUUGCGAGCUUGGACCAGUUUCGGGAUUCCAUGCUCAAAGAUCCGGAUCCUGGGCCCAACUAUGCCAAGCUUAUGGAGGAAUACGCUUCGAAGAAAGACGCCAAACUUCCAACGCGAAUAAAUAUGACGCCAGAACCUGAUAAAGAAUCCAAGGCUUCUGAUGUUCCACCCAAGGAAGGCGAUUUGAAUCAUCUCGAAGUAGUGCACUAUGCUUAUGACUACUUCCAAAUAUUCAAGGGACUGGUGGUCGAUCUCAUCUUCAGCUUCCGAGAGCGUGAUGAGAGCCGUGACUUCUUCACUAGGAGGACAGCCGAAGACGCUCUGAGGAUAAUUGAGGUCGAACUCAACUUCCUGUAUGGGACUCUCUAUACCAAGAUGGAAGUUGUGCAUUCUACCAUAGGAUAUAUUUUCCGAUUCAUAGCUUUUGCGGCGAAUCUAGCUACUCUCGGAAUCUUCUAUUUCCAAACGAAAAAAGAUGAAUUCCACGGAGUUGAUAUAGGAAUCACCUACACCUUGCUCCUCGGCGCCGUCGCUCUGGAUGUGGUAGCGUUCCUCAUGCUCAUUUUCUCGGAUCGGACUUUUGCUUCUAUAUUCAAGUACCUUGAAAGUCCAUAUUGUAGGCCCAUUGCUGCUUUCUUCGGUGGUUUCCUUGCUCUCAAGAAGCCCCGGUGGCACCGCUGUAAAAAAUGUGGGAUACAGAAUUCUGACCAUCGCCAUCAUGCGUUGGUUACUCCCCUUGGGUUUCGAAGGUGGUCUGGAUCCAUUUCAGCACACAACCUAAUAAGGUAUUGCCUGAAAAGCCGUAGGACAACUAUCCAUGAAUUCCCCAGUUUGUGGGUAAUUAUGUUUGAAAAAAUCCAUCAUCUGUUGGGAAUCGAUAAAGUCAUAAAGAAAGUUGGCGAUGGCAUGACCAAGAUCAAGGGAAAAAUCAGUCCGUGUAACACCUCUCUUCCCAAUAAGGUCGUGUCUUCUAAUAGCAGUGGCUUACCGGGCUCCAUUAUUAUCAGCAAAGUCAUUAGAUUUUUAAAGUGUAUUGAAGAAAAGGUAAAUCAAUUUUUCAACUGGGCUUUCAAAAAAAUUACCAAACCCGUUAAGGAUUUGGUGGAUGAGAUGAUGUACGUGUCCAGUGAGCCAUUCACCCUGGAGCUAUGGAAAUUUAUCUUCGAGGAGCUAAAAACUAAAUCUGAGUUUGCAGAUACCCCAGAAACUGCAAAGAGGAUAUCCUCAGCCAGAGGUGAUUGGGUUUUAACGGAUACUGAUUCGGCAAACGAUCGUAGCAAGUUGCUGAAAUAUGUGAGUGAUGUUCCAUAUGACGAGAGCCUUCUCUUGUGGCACAUUGCUACUGAUCUCUGCUACAACACUGACACUGAGGAAGAGGCUGAAAAAGAAUUCAGUAAGAUUCUCUCGGAUUACAUGCUGUAUCUUCUAAUUUUUCAGCCAUCUAUGAUGUCUGCAGUGGCGGGCAUCGGAAAAAUAAGAUAUCGAGACACUUGUGCCGAGGCUCAAAGAUUCUUCGAGAGACGGAGUUUGCGACCGAACGCAGACAAUAAGGCCUGCGAAGAAAUUCUUUCAGUGAAUACAGAUGUCGAACCUGUGACAGUGAAGGGAGACAGAAGCAAAUCUGUGUUGUUCGAUGCAAGCAUGCUCGCCCAAGAGCUAAAAAGGUUGGAAAGGAAGGACAGAUGGAAGCUGAUUUGCAGAGUGUGGGUGGAAUUAGUCUCAUAUGCGGCAAGUCAUUGCAGAGCAAGCACACAUGCUCAGCGGGUAAGUAAAGGUGGAGAGCUUAUUACGUUUUUCUGGUUGCUGAUGGCUCACUUUGGACUUGGGGAGCAGUUCCAAAUCAACGAAGGACAUGCAAGAGCAAAACUCCUCGUGGGAAAGUAACCGAUCCAGUGAAUCUUACAUUGGAUUCCUGGAGAUGGAACCCAACAUCUAUUUCCUUUAUGUUAAGUGUGUUUCUCUUUUUAGAAUAAAUUUAUGUUGUAGGUGGUCGGUGAUAGGUGUUCAGAAUUAACUCCAAGUUUUCUUUGGCAAGGAAUAAACGUAUAUUGUAAUGUGAUUCUAGUGUAAUUUAAGUUGUUAUGUAGUAUAAUUUUUUUGUUUGCUUUCGCAGUACUUUGCAAGAACAGAGAUAUUACAAUGUAAUUAUUACAUAUGAAUAAAAAUUCUUUAAUUUGUCUC